CAAAGGAGCAAUAAGAUCACGGCUGGCGCAAUGAGUGACGAGGAAGAUGCCAACAUUCCCGAUGCAGACACAUGUCAAGCCAGAUGUGUCGAGUUUGCCAAGAUUACCGGAACGGACGAGGCAUGCGCCCAAUUUUUCCUGCAAGAUCACGAUUGGGACCUUUCUAGGUCGCUGAACUCGUAUUUCGAAGCCCGAACGACCGGCGGUGGUGUGCACGUCGUCCCUGGAAGUUCGGAGGCAUCAGCGAUCAUUACCAUCGACGAUGCGGCCGCAUCAGCCUUGGAGAAUGACCGAAAGAGGCCCAGGGCAUCGGACGGCGAUAGCUCUGAUAGUGCAGACACCUCGAGGCCGAAACUGACCGCCACCCCGCCCAAGAGGUUCUCCUUUAUCACUUGGAAUAUAGAUGGCCUGGACGACAGAAGUCUCAAGAAGAGGAUGAAAGCCGUCUGUAAGAUAAUUGAAACUGAGGCUCCGGAUAUCGUCUUUCUGCAAGAGUUGACGCCGAACACGUACCUGUACAUCGAGGCCAAGCUGCCGCAGUACGAGCUGUUCUCGGCGGGCGCCGACCGCGGCUACUUCACGGCCACGCUGCUGCGCAAGUUCCGCGUCUACUCGGACGGCCACCGGGUCAUCGAGUACGCGCACACCUCCAUGGGGCGCAACCUCCUCUGUGUGGAGGCACACAUCGGGCCUCUGAAGCUCACGCUGCUCAAUACUCACCUGGAGUCCACAAAGGCGCACUCUGAUACCCGGAUGCAACAGCUCCGGGACUGCUUCUCCCGAGUCAGCGCGACGAGCCCCGAGCGCGUGACCAUCUUCGCCGGCGAUCUCAACCUCAGGGAUCACGAGAUGAAGUCGGUGGGCGGCCCGCCUGCGGGCGUGUCCGACCUCUGGGAGCGCUGCGGCCGACGGAGGGAGGUCGAGUUCACAUGGGACACCCAGCGCAACACCAACAAGGAGAUGCCGGGACGCUUCAAACCGCGGCUGCGUUUCGACCGGGUGUACCUGCGCGACGCGGGCCGCGUGACGCCCGUGCACUUUGGUCUGGUCGGCCUGGAGAAAGUAACGGACACGCAGAGCUUUCCCAGUGACCACUGGGGCAUCCAGGUGUACUUCAGUAUCGACCAGUAGCAGAGCACGGGUAUGAACCGAUGGCCGAGCCGGUUCAACGUCGCGUGAUUGUGGCUGAAGAAGACUUGAUUGUGAUGUGAUUGUGAUAAAGAGAUUGCAAAUGAUCACAGGAAGUUUUUUGUCUCUUUUUUUCUAUGCGAUGGCAUAUCCAAAUAGUGCCAAAAGUUUGUCGCCGUCAUCCAUUCCGCUAUGCUUUUGAUAGGCUGUAGAUGUAGAUGAGCAUUGUAAAUCAACUUUUUGUGUAGCCUUGAAUACAACUUUGCAUUUUAUCAUAAA
Messenger RNA from Amphibalanus amphitrite, 1407 nucleotides. Its product is annotated as tyrosyl-DNA phosphodiesterase 2-like. Gene Ontology annotation, biological process: double-strand break repair. NCBI's taxonomy places the organism in Eukaryota, Metazoa, Arthropoda, Thecostraca, Balanomorpha, Balanidae. The coding region runs from base 31 to 1131 and encodes 366 amino acids. Gene Ontology annotation, molecular function: protein binding; 5'-tyrosyl-DNA phosphodiesterase activity; single-stranded DNA binding. The transcript has 7 exons. Gene Ontology annotation, cellular component: PML body; cytoplasm. The record is from RefSeq and is a predicted model, not a curated record.